CCUAAACUCGCCUAGGCUUCAAAGGCCUAAGGCUCGGACGUGCCGCCUCGUCACGCCUCACGCCUUUUAGAACACUGCUUUAUGGAGAAUUUUGGUAACAUUUUAGAAACAAGCCUAUAUAUAAUCCAUGUUUGGGCGAUUACGAUUUUCAAUUAAUUAAUACCCUCUGAGCAAAUGCGCUCCACUCUGAAUAGAUUUGUAAUCCAAAGAAAAAUCAUUUAGUUUUGAAUGAAGAAGAUGAUGAGCUCCAAAGCAGCACUCAUCCUCCUUGCUCUCUUCCUCGUCCACACCUCUGCCACCCGAUACGCCCCGGACAAGAAGCGCCCCACCGAUCAAACCCCUUCCGGCGACGGCGGCGGAGGUCUCGGAGCGUUCUUCGGGCCCGGAUCUGGGUUCGGGAUUCCUGGACUCGGCGGAGGGUACGGAUCCGGAUUCGGAGGCCCGGGCGGCGGGAGCGCCAAAGGCGGUGUGAUACGGCCGACGGUGGUCUGCAACAAAAAGGGGCCGUGCAAAGGGAAGAAGCUCGCGUGUCCUGCCAGCUGUUUCAAGUCGUACAGCCGAGCCGGAAAGGGUUACGGCGGCGGAGGCGGCGGCGGAGGCUGCUCCUUCGACUGCACCAAGAAAUGUGCUGCAUCUUGCUACUAAUGUUACCGCGCGAGUAUGUUAAUUACUUACUUAUGUACUAAUUAUUACUACUCGAUCGUAAUGUAAUAUUUAAGCUGGUCAGCAGCAUAUAUUAUAUGCUGAGCGGCCUAAUUAAUUUCGAAUUAUUAUUACUAUAGAGUUGCUGUUUAUGUGCGAUGAAAGCUUUCUCUCAGUGGCUUUACUGCAUGGUAGGGUGCCACUGACAAUCAACUUCGAUUUUUAAUACUCAG
Messenger RNA from Cuscuta epithymum, 875 nucleotides. NCBI's taxonomy places the organism in Eukaryota, Viridiplantae, Streptophyta, Magnoliopsida, Solanales, Convolvulaceae. The record is from the annotation of a GenBank genome assembly.